Messenger RNA from Mandrillus leucophaeus (drill), 3110 nucleotides. It is a transcript of the gene GGT5, whose product is annotated as gamma-glutamyltransferase 5. Gene Ontology annotation, biological process: glutathione catabolic process. The transcript has 16 exons. Gene Ontology annotation, molecular function: glutathione gamma-glutamate hydrolase. Lineage: Eukaryota; Metazoa; Chordata; Mammalia; Primates; Cercopithecidae. The record is from RefSeq and is a predicted model, not a curated record.
CCAAGUCCUAAGUGACACCACCUUGGGUCCCUCUCCCUCUGUCUCUGUUCAGCUCCACCUCGAUGCUGCCUGUGCUGGGCCAUGCAAAGAGGGUUAGGGGAUAGAGAUGGGAGCUGGGGAGUGGGGCUCCACUCUGGGAGGUGGCAGCCUUGCUGGAUCCAGGGGAGAUAGUUGAGCAGCCCCAGCUCUGCUUUCCCGGAGCUGCCGGGAACCCCGGGAAUGGUGUGGAGAUUCCUGGGAGCCCUGCCCCCACCUGCAACCGCAGUGCAGCAGGCGCCAAGUUCUCCUGCACAUUGGGACAGUGUGACCCUGGCCUCUGGUGAGUGGCAGGUGGGGCCUUGGUACCUGCCAGCAGUGAGGGAGUUACCACAGCAGCUGGCUCCUCUAGGGAAGGAAAACUCCCCUCAGACGCUUUGCUGCCUGGCCUCCUGCCAGGAACAAGCAGGAGCUGAAAACUAGAAGUUGAGGCGUGAGUUUGGCCACUCCAUAGUGUGCACUUGGGGAGGACAGCAGCUCGCCACAGCUGCCAGCCGUCUGUCCAUUCACCCAUCUGUCCAUCUGGCAGCCCACUGUUCAGAACUGUCUGUCUGUGCCCUCAUUUUUAAGGCCAUCUCUGUCCCAUUGUCUGUCCGACCAUCCUCCUCUUACUGUUCUCUUUAUCUAGCUAUUUGGCCUGUCUGUUGAUCCAUUUUCGUGUCUGUCUUCGGUCCCCACCUGUUUGUCCAUCUGUCCAAUUACCCGUGAGUCUAUCUGUGUGUCUUCUUGUCCAUUCAUGUGCCCACCCAUCUGUCCCUCUGUCUGCCCACCAGCCUCCCCUCUCCUCCUGGGCCACAGAGCCAUGUCCUGGGACUGCAGGGCCUUGAUCAGCCUGGACCUCCUGGGGCUGGGGCUGGCACUGGCUGUCAUUGUGCUGGCUGCGGUCCUCUCUCGACACUAGGCCUGCUGUGGCCCCCAGGCCUUUGCGCACGCUGCUGUUGCUGCCGACUCCAAGGUCUGCUUGGAUAUUGGAUGAGCCAUCCUCCAGCAGCAGGGCUCACCCGUGGACGCCACCAUCGCGGCUCUCGUCUGCACCAGCGUUGUCAAUCCUCAGAGCAUGGGCCUGGGCGGAGGGGUCAUCUUCACCAUCUACAAUGUGACGACAGGGGCCCAGUGGAUCGGGGUGCCCGGGGAGCUCCGGGCUGCAGGCUCCUGUUCGCACAUGGAAGAUGCGGCUCUGAGAGGUGAGGAGUCACAGCCGGAGCAGCACCCAGUCAGAAGCCUGCUCCAUCCACAGUUUCUGCUGCCUCUGUCCUAUCUCUCCUUUGAAAGCUCAGGGGCUGACACGGACAUCUUCUCCAAGCCACUGUGGGCAGGUGUUGCCAGGGCAGUGUGGUGUUGGAUGACGCUGAAGCUGCUGCACAGCCUGAGGUCCCUGAGUAUGCCAAGCUCUAGGCCUGGGAGAAGAGGGGUUGGGGAGAGGCCUUUGAUCAGGCGUGUGGCCCCUGCUCUUCCUGAGCAGGUCGGGCAGCCGCAGCUGUUCCAGCCCACCAUCGCCCUGCUCCGAGGGGGGCAUGUGGUGGCCCCCGUCCUCAGCCAGUUCCUGCACAACGGCUUCCUGCGGCCUUCCUUGCAGGCGUCAACCCUGCGCCAGCUCUUCUUCAACGGGACAGAACCCCUGAGGCCUCAGGACCCACUCCCAUGGCCUGCGCUGGCCACCACCCUGGAGACCGUGGCCACAGAGGGUGCGGAGGUCUUCUACACGGGGAGGCUGGGCCAGAUGCUGGUGGAGGACAUUGCCAAGGAAGGGAGCCAGCUGACGCUGCAGGACCUGGCCAAGUUCCAGCCCGAGGUAGUGGACGCCCUGGAGGUGCCCCUGGGGGACUAUACCCUGUACUCACCACCGCCACCUGCAGGGGGUGCCAUUCUCAGCUUCAUCCUCAAUGUGCUAAGAGGGUUCAACUUCUCAGCAGAGUCUGUGGCCAGGCCUGAGGGGAGGGUGAACAUGUACCACCACCUUGUGGAGACGCUCAAGUUUGCCAGGGGGCAGAGGUGGAGGCUGGGGGACCCUCGCAGCCACCCGAAGCUCCAGAAUGCCUCCCGGGACCUGCUGGGGGAGACCCUGGCCCAGCUCAUCCGCCAACAGAUCGAUGGCCGGGGGGACCACCAGCUCAGCCACUACAGCUUGGCCGAGGCCUGGGGCCACGGGACAGGCACAUCCCAUGUGUCUGUGCUGGGGGAGGAUGGCAGUGCCGUGGCUGCCACCAGCACCAUCAACACACCCUUUGGAGCGAUGGUGUAUUCACCACGGACAGGCAUCAUCCUCAACAACGAGCUCCUGGACUUAUGCGAGCGAUGCCCCCGGGGUUCCGGCACCACCCCCUCACCUGUGAAUGGAGACAGGGUGGGUGGAGCUCCCGGAGGGUGCUGGCCCCCAGUUCCAGGCGAGCGGUCCCCGUCCUCCAUGGUGCCCUCCAUCCUGAUCAGCAAAGCCCAGGGGUCGAAGCUAGUGAUUGGCGGGGCUGGCGGGGAGCUCAUCAUCUCUGCCGUGGCCCAGGCCAUCAUGAACAAGCUGUGGCUUGGCUUUGACCUGAGAGCGGCCAUUGCAGCCCCCAUCCUGCAUGUCAACAGUAAGGGCCGUGUGGAGUACGAGCCCAGCUUCAGCCAGGAGGUACAGAGGGGACUCCAAGACCGUGGCCAGAACCAGACCCAGAGGCCCUUCUUCUUGAACGUGGUCCAGGCCGUGUCCCAGGAGGGGGCCUGUGUGUAUGCCGUCUCGGACCUGAGGAAGGGUGGGGAGGCCGCAGGCUACUGAGACACUGCUCUGCCCAGAGCUGAAGUCCGGCCCCACCAUGGGUCCUAUGUCCAGGCCGGACAUGGCUGGGGGACCAAGUACUCCGGCAGGAUCUGGACCCCUGGCAGGGGAGUCCAGCUGAGAGUGGAAGAGGUGGCAGGGACCAGCUGGGCAGAUGGGAGGCUGAGCCCCGUCCCUGACCCCCUUUCCCAGAGCUCCUGGUGGCCCUGAACGGGCCUCUCUAUCCCUCCUCAGGCCUCUUGCCUGGGGCCACUCUCCCACCCGCUCAACCUGUAUAUCCUCCAGUUCAAGAUUAAAGAAGAGGCGGACAGUGGCCUGA